AUGAAUCGCCAGCAGGACGCCAAGGGAGUAAUCUUGACGGGGUAUUUUAGCAAUAGUGAAGUUUUACCUCCCGCCUCGGGUGUCAAUAAUGCCGAAGAGAUCGAGUCUUCAUCGUUGAGUCGCAGGACAGGCCGCUACAGUGUCCAGAGCCAGCCCACAAAUGCCUCAGGAAAGCCCCCAUACCACCGCUGUAACUCCCAGGACUCGCUGGACGAGCUGCUCAUGGAUGAAUACUGGACGGAGGUGGAGAACAUCACCCUUAGCGGCGAGGGAAAGGUGGAUGUAGAGCCACAGGAGGAGGUGCAGCUGAAGGUGCCUGAUGAGGGGGAACAGGAGAAGGCAUGGCUGACUGAGGCAGGGCUGGCCACUCUGUUUGACGAGUCGGCGUCGGACCCCGAGGACAUGAUGGGGCUGUUGUUCACACUGACGCGCACACAGGCUGCCGCCGUAGAGAAACGUUUUGAAACCAUCAGGAAGAGGAACAAGCAGCACCACAUACCUGACGUCAGAGACAUCUUCAAACUCCCAGGCACACUGGAGUCAAAGGAGGAUGAAGCAAAGUCAACAGAGAGAAGUGAAAACAGAAAAAGGAAUAUUACGACAGAUGGUCAGGUGGUGGGGCAGGGGAAUGGGGCUGGCCCUUCUGAGCAGAGUGUGUCUGAACCUGAGACUGACAUCAACCUAGAGCUGUCCUUCUCUGAUCAGGCCCUCGGCUAUAAGGAGGGCUCAAAGGCCAGCAGUCAGGCUCUGACGGACACAGACGAUAAGCUACCUAACUUCAAGCUAAGCAGAGACAAGACUGGGCUGACCAAGAUGGGGGACCUGUCCCCUCAGGAUAUGAAGAAGGUGCACCGCCUGGUACUGAUAGAGAUGACCGCUCUGUUUGACACGGCAGGCAUCGACCUCAAGGCCCACAAAGCAGUCAAACUCAAGGUCAAAGAGUCUGGCCUGUUUGGAGUUCCCCUGGCCACCCUAUUGGAGCAGGACCAGAGGAGACAGUCAGGGACCAAGGUGCCAAUCAUACUGCAGAGGCUCAUCUUUCACAUAGAGGAAGAGGGUCUGGACACAGAGUGGCUUCUACGGAUACCUGGAUCAGCCACAAGAGUCAAGGCGGUGCAUGUGGAGCUGGAGGGGAAGUUCUAUGAGGGCCUGUUCUCAUGGGAGAGUCUGAAGCAGCACGAUGCAGCCAGCCUGCUCAAGCUCUUCAUCAGGGAGCUGCCCCACCCACUGCUCACUGUGGAGUACCUCAGUACUUUCAUGGCAGUGCUCAAACUGCCCACUAAGAAGCAACAGCUGCAGGCUCUCAACUUAGUGGUUCUGCUACUUCCAGAGUCCAGCCGUGAUGUACUGAAGUCACUGAUGGAGUUCCUUCAGAGGGUCAUAGACCACAAAGAGCAGAACAAGAUGACCUUGAACAACAUUGCCGUGGUGAUGGCUCCAAACAUCUUCAUGUUUAAAGGCUUCCGCAACAAGAUCAGUAUGCAGCAGGAAUUAUCCAUGGCCACAGAGACCGCCAACAUCGUCCGACUGCUCAUCCGAUACCAAAACCUGCUCUGGACGAUUCCUAAAUUCAUAAUGAACCAAGUCAGGAAACAAAACACGGAGAACCAGAAGAAAAUUAGCAAAGACCGUGCCAUGAGGAGACUCUUAAAGAAGAUUGCUUACGACCGAGAGAAACCCGAAAAACAGGAGAAACCCCCCUCAGAGGUGGACAGUAGUUCUCAGGGCUUCAUCAGGGUCCAGGCCCCUCAGUUCUCUAAGGUCUCCAUGGCUGUCCAGUUGACUGAAGAGCUGCAGGCGUCUGACGUCCUCAGCCACUUCCUCAGCCAGAAGAGCUCUGUGUCUGUGAAGAGAGAAGACCUGUGCCUUUAUGAAAUAGGGGGCAAUAUCAAGGAGCGCUGUCUGGAUGAGGAUACCUAUAUGAAAGACCUGUUGGAGCUGAACCCCAGUGCAAAGUGGGUCAUCAAGUGGGUCAUCCAGAGAUAGAUGCUCACACCCUGCCAGCCAUGUCUUAAAGGUCCAAUGCAGCCAUUUUUAUCUCAAUAUCAAAUC
Salvelinus namaycush (lake trout) is the source of this 2052-nucleotide messenger RNA. Its product is annotated as rho GTPase-activating protein 18-like. Gene Ontology annotation, molecular function: GTPase activator activity. Gene Ontology annotation, biological process: regulation of small GTPase mediated signal transduction; signal transduction; regulation of actin filament polymerization. Gene Ontology annotation, cellular component: cytoplasm. Bases 1 to 1986 code for a protein of 661 amino acids. Lineage: Eukaryota; Metazoa; Chordata; Actinopteri; Salmoniformes; Salmonidae. The transcript has 15 exons. The record is from RefSeq and is a predicted model, not a curated record.